AUGGUAGUUGGAGAAAGUUUGAAUAAAGAAGCAAUAAAACCCAAGAAGCAAGACACAGUGGAGAAACAAGUGGAAGGGCAAGAUGAAGAAAAGGCUUCAACAUCUCAAAGAAGCAAAGAGGCUGUCAAGCCACAAGGCAAACCACCCAGUCAAGAAAACCACCACGAUAACAAGGGGAAUGUGAAGCCACAACAAGAAAAUAAAAAUGAAGGAGUAAAAGCUUAUGUACCCAAGCUUCCAUACCCAACCAGGAUACAUAAAGGAGCAAAGGACCAACAAUUCCCAAGUGCCAUCAUUCAAAAAGGGCUACCACCAAAGCUCAAAGAUCCUGGCAGCUUCCUCAUACCCUGCACGAUUGGGAACAUGGCCAUUGACAAAUCACUUUGUGACCUAGGAGCAAGCAUUAACUUAAUGCCCCUCACCAUGAUGAAGAAAAUGAUGAUUCAAGAGCUUAAACCCACAAGGAUGUCACUCCAACUUGCUGACAGAUCCAUCAAAAUACCAAAUGGAGUAGUUGAGAACCUCUUGGUGAAAGUGGGAAACUUUAUAUUCCCGGCUGAUUUUGUGGUCCUAGAUAUGGAUGAAGAAGGGAACAACUCAGUCAUUCUCGGUAGACCCUUUUUGGCCACAACAAGAACAAUCAUCGAUGUGGAAAAGGGAGAGAUGAUCUUCAGAGUACAUGAUAAACAAAUGACCAUAAAUGUCUUCAAAGCAAUGCAGUAUCCUGCUGAAAAAGAAGGCUGCAUGAGGAUUGAUAUGGUGGACUCAUUGGUUGAAGAAGCAUUUGAGGCAAACCAUCAAGUGAAAUAA
Messenger RNA from Arachis duranensis, 810 nucleotides. RefSeq lists its product as uncharacterized. The record is from RefSeq and is a predicted model, not a curated record. The transcript is spliced from 2 exons. Lineage: Eukaryota; Viridiplantae; Streptophyta; Magnoliopsida; Fabales; Fabaceae. The coding region runs from base 1 to 810 and encodes 269 amino acids.